GAAGGAAAUUUGCACUCGACUUCGCCGUUACGAAUUCUCCUGCACUACCCAACAAAUAAGCCAUUCACCGUCACCAUUGACGUUUGUAUUCCCGUGCCCCUCUGGCACUUUUCUUCUUCUCUCAAGAAACAACUCCCCACCAUCUUCUCUCUCUAAAUAUUCAUUCGAACUGUCUCAAACUGCCGACCCUUAUUCUUUCCUUUAUUCGUAUGAAUUUAUUCAUCUCAUCUCAGUAUUGAUUUCGCAAGCUUGACAGAGAAGGGUUUUAUUUCUGUGUAAUCAUCACAACAGAGCAAGACCAGACGCGUUUUCUCAUAACCAGAAUCUCUUCAUAUGAUAUACAGAGUAUAUAUACAGUCUCUAUUCAUAACGCAAUUCGCAAAAUGAAGGAAAGCAAUUUCAGACCCAGAUAUUUCUUUCUCAUUCUCCUCCUUUCAGCACCUUUUAUUCUCCUCAUUUUCUCCCGCCGGACCUCCUUCUCUUCCCUCAUAUUCUCCCCUGCCGAUCGCCGGCCUAGAUCCAGCGACGAGAUUCCGGGUCUCCGGAUCCGGCCAGGAUACUCAUCCUAUGAUAAGUACAUCCAGCGUCAGCUCAACAAGACCCUCAACCCGAAGCUCCGGAAGAUAUGGACGACUCGAGAUUGGGAGAGGAAGAUCGAAGUUUUCGGCGCGUUUUUCCGAGAUCUUAAAGGGGAGGGUUUCCUCUCCAAUUCAUCCAAGGCACUCUGCAUCGGUGCCCGGACGGGCCAGGAGGUGGAGGCUCUGAGACGGGUCGGAGUUUCCGACUCUAUCGGCAUUGAUCUCGUCCCGUCACCGCCGCUAGUUGUCCGCGGCGACUUCCACCAGCAGCCGUUCGACGCCGGGACGUUCGACUUUGAAUUCUCAAACGUCUUCGACCACGCCCUCUACCCGGAGAAAUUCGUCGGUGAGAUCGAGCGGACGCUGAAGCCCGGCGGCGUAUGCGUGUUGCACUUGUCGGUUUCGCGGCGGGCCGAUAAAUACUCGGCCAACGAUUUGUACAGCGUUGACCCGAUGAAGAAACUGUUCAAGCAAUCCGAGUUGGUUCACACCCGAACCAUAGACGGGUUCGGGUUGGAUACAGAAGUGGUUUUCAGGAAAAAGAAGAUCCAACGGUGACAAUCAUUUUUUACCAUAGUAAUUUUAUUUACCUGUGAAGUAAAAUUUAUUCAUUUGUUUGUUUAUUGAAAAUACUCCGUAUUACUUAAAAAAAACUCCGUAUUAAAUGGAAAGUCAUUCUUCUGCGGGAAUGUGGCGUCAGCCGUAUACUGCUGGAUUUGCUUUUAGUUGUACGUACCUUUUGACUUCUUAUGCUUCCAUUGCUUUAAUGACUGAUUGGUAGAACCAUAUUUUCUUUAUGGAGUUUUAUAUCAUCC
Molecule: messenger RNA, 1393 nt
Organism: Cuscuta europaea
Lineage: Eukaryota; Viridiplantae; Streptophyta; Magnoliopsida; Solanales; Convolvulaceae
Source: the annotation of a GenBank genome assembly